UAUAAAUUUGAAGCAUGGCAAGAAGUUCAAGAGGUCUCAAAGUGAAAAGGAAAUUUCUGUACACGUUUGAUGCAGAUCCUGUUGAUGAUAUGAUGCUUUUGUUGAAGAUUAUUUAUAUUUCUUCCUCAUCUAUGACGUGCUUUGUUCUCAUUUUAACCACCGUAAUUUCCUUGAUUAAUAAGGUAAGGUCACAAUGAUUUUAUCGUGGGGCUGCAACUAGCUCCAAGGCCUUCUACUAUAUUCUUCUCUCCCAAAUUUAAUCCACUCUCUCUAUAAUACCUUUCAAGGAAAAAGGCGAAGGGUGCAAUGGCAUUACGAUAUACCACAAAAACAUAAUGACUCAUGCCCUUGUUAAAGGCAGCCAUUGUAAUAACAAACAUGCUAGCCGAACCAAGUUCGAUACCUAACAUAGGCAAGUAUGAUUUAUAAAUUUUGAACCAUGCAUUAACUUUCUCACAAAAUGUUAACUCACCCAUCAUGUCUAAAUAAUAUCUAUGUGUUGUGAGGAAAAGAAACUUUGUAUACUUGAUUAUGUUUGCGUGGGAUGAGUAGAAGAGUAAGGUUAUCCAUCUCUAUAAUUUAUACCCAAAGUUCAGCAUAAUUCCGAAUAAUUUUAAUUAUUAUAAGAAUAAUAAUCCCCGUGAGCUUAGCUCAGUUGUUAGGGAUAUUGCUAAGCGACAUUGAUUUUGGUGCAUGCUAAGUGACAUUGAUGGCUCUGCUUUGGAUCAUCCUUCUCAUGGUGUCAUUGGGAUUGUGUUUCGAUCUCACCUUGCUGUUUUUAGAGGAGCUCUUGUGCAGAAUAUUGGUUAUGCCAUGCCCUUGGAAGCAGAGUUCAAUGCUUUCAUGAUUGCGAUUGAGAAGGCUCUUGAAAUGCAUAUGAAUAAUAUUUGGGUAGAAUGUGACUCUCUGAUUGUGGUUAAAGCUUUUCAUCAGGAUGUGGUAGUGCCUUGGCGGAUGCACAACAGAUGGUUCAACUAUAAGAUCCUUGCUAGACAGAUGGAAUGCAUCUGUUCUCAUACUCCUCGAGAGGGAAAUAUGGUGGCUGAUGUCCUUGCUAAGAAUGGGCAAGGUCUUUCUAUGUACUCUUCUCAACGGUGGGACUCUCCACCCGCGUUUGCUUUACCUAUGCUAGAUAGAGAUAAGCUAGGUUUAUCUUUCUCUAGAAUUCAAAUGACUUGAUUUUUGUAAAGGUUCAGGCCUUAUCCUGGGUGUUCAAUUUUAU
This is a messenger RNA of Medicago truncatula (barrel medic), 1222 nucleotides long. RefSeq lists its product as uncharacterized. The transcript is spliced from 2 exons. The record is from RefSeq and is a predicted model, not a curated record. Gene Ontology annotation, molecular function: RNA-DNA hybrid ribonuclease activity; nucleic acid binding. Bases 694 to 1179 code for a protein of 161 amino acids. Lineage: Eukaryota; Viridiplantae; Streptophyta; Magnoliopsida; Fabales; Fabaceae.